AACUGCAAGCUUCAGAACCAACAUCUCAAGCUUUGCACAAAAGCACGGCGAGAGUUUCACAGACGCCUGGGAACGCUUCAAAGGAUAUCAGUAGAAGUGCCCACACCACGGUUUCUCUCAAGAGUCACUCUUAAGCACUCUAUACCGUGGUGUACUGCCUCGCUUCAGGCAGAUGCUUGA
Microthlaspi erraticum is the source of this 180-nucleotide messenger RNA. NCBI's taxonomy places the organism in Eukaryota, Viridiplantae, Streptophyta, Magnoliopsida, Brassicales, Brassicaceae. The record is from the annotation of a GenBank genome assembly.